AUGAGAGCUAAAAUGAUAGAUUGGAUGAUAGAAGUUACAAAAACAUAUAAAUUUACUGAAAACACAUUUGCUUUAUCCAUUAAUAUAAUGGAUAAUUAUUUUUAGAAUUCUUAAAGGUAAUUACAACCAUCUGAAUUGCAUUUAAUUGGCAUUACAUGCAUGUUUAUAGCCUCUAAAUUCGAAGAAAUAAUUCCUUUCAAUUUGAACAUAUUACAAGAUAAAAUUUCUCAUAAAAGAUUGUCUAAGUAAUAACUAAAAAAUAUGGAAUUUGAAAUAUUAUAUUGUCUUGAUUUCAAAAUUCCAUCUACAAAUCUUCAUACAUUAAUAUAAUAAAUUGCUUUUUAUUUCAGUUUAUUUAUAUUUAACCAAGAAUAUAAUGAUUUUCUAAAAAAUAUUUUCAUUUAUAUAUAUAAACAAACGAUUUUUAAUUAUUAAAUACUUAGUAUAUACAAUAACAAAUUAAUUGCGGCAGGAAUAAUUUAUGUCUCUUUAAAAAUAAUUGAAUAAUUUGAUGUUUAAAUUGAAAAUAAUAUACUUUUGGAUUAAAUUGGAUAAAUAUUACACUUAAAUAAAUAAGAAAUAAUUAAUGUUUCUGUAGAAAUAUUGUCUUUUGCGAAAAGCUAUGAUAAUAUUUUUCCUAAUUUAAAUAAUUUAAAAAAAUAUAAUGGAAUUGAAUUUGAUAAACAAUGUUAACUUGCCAUAUAAUUUUCUUAAGAUUCCUAAAAAAUUUUUCCAAAAUAAUAAAAUUAACAAUAUUAACAAAAUAUCUAAUUAUAAUAAAACUUUUAAUAAGAAAAUAAUAAAGAAAAUUAAAAUAUUUAUUAAAUUUUAGAAAAAAACGAAAACAAAAUUUAAAAAACUAAAUGUAAAAUCUGA
Molecule: messenger RNA, 876 nt
Organism: Ichthyophthirius multifiliis
Lineage: Eukaryota; Ciliophora; Oligohymenophorea; Hymenostomatida
Product: n-terminal domain protein
Exons: 2
Biological process (GO): mitotic cell cycle phase transition; regulation of cyclin-dependent protein serine/threonine kinase activity
Cellular component (GO): cytoplasm; cyclin-dependent protein kinase holoenzyme complex; nucleus
Molecular function (GO): cyclin-dependent protein serine/threonine kinase regulator activity
Source: RefSeq, a predicted model, not a curated record